Molecule: messenger RNA, 4675 nt
Organism: Actinia tenebrosa (Australian red waratah sea anemone)
Lineage: Eukaryota; Metazoa; Cnidaria; Anthozoa; Actiniaria; Actiniidae
Product: DDB1- and CUL4-associated factor 1
Biological process (GO): protein ubiquitination
Cellular component (GO): Cul4-RING E3 ubiquitin ligase complex; nucleus
Molecular function (GO): protein binding
Source: RefSeq, a predicted model, not a curated record
GAAAAGAAAGGAAAACAUUACGAGAAAAAGGAAGGAUGGRAGAACCCUUUUAUUACUAUUCCGCAUGGGUUCCCUGUGGCAUGGCAUGAACGAAAGUCCCUGGUCAAUAGCUGAUACCCGCUGUCCAUAUUCCUAGUGGGCUCGUGUUAGUUAACUCACAUGGCGAAUGUUGUUGUUGAAUCAAGUUGUGAAUUAUUGCGAAAAAUGAAGGAAUUCUACGGAGAAAACAGAUGAUUUGACCAUAGGGACUACAUAUCGAUAUCUAGGAGACAAGACUAGAACAUCGGUGCUAAAGACAAUUUUGCUAGGAUUUUUGAAGACCAAGUUAUUUGAGAGUCACAGUGCCUUCCAUCUAAACAUGAUUUCAACACAUGCUUGAAAAUAGAGGAUUUUGAAACGAUAUCAAGUUAUCGUGAAACAAUGGCUGCUCUAGACAGUGCUGCAGAGAUCAGCACACUGCUGGAUCAGUGGAAGAAAGAUGAGGAAGAAAGGAGAUCCCCAACUGAAACUUUGAACAGGAUGUCAGAACUUCUGGAACGUGAGAAUGAUGCUUAUCACAAACUAGACCCAGAUCCUUUUGAUGACAGGCAUCCAGGGAGAGCAGAUCCAGAUUGUGCUCUUGGUCAUAUUCUCAAGGCCUUGUUCAAAAAUGAUGAGUUUAUGAAUAAACUAGUUGUCUCAUACAUCAUGAGUACCAGAGAGGAUUUUGAACUAAACUGCACAGCAGCUCGCCUACUGCUUAAUGUCAUGCCAGGGCUGGAAAGUGCUAUGGUUUUUCAGGAUACUGAUGGAUUGCUGAACAGGCUAUUUUCCUGGGCACAGGAUGGUAAAGAGCCAUUGCGGUCAUAUGCUACAGGUUUACUUGGUUUUGCAAUGGAAAGUCAAGAGGUUGCUGGUUCAUACAGAGAGGAAAACUCUGUUGUGGUUCCAAGAAUGCUCCGUAGGUUACAUAUUCUCAAGGACUUGACAGACCUAACUCAACCAGCAGUAGAAGACAUCCUUGCCAAAGCAACUCCCAAGUCCAAAACAACUAAAAACAGGUCAGAAGGGACAGGAAGCAGUUCGAGUGGUGCAUCCAAGGGUAAAAAGAUGUCUACAGAUUCUGCUGUUGCUUCUCGUGGGGCAAGUACCAACGGUGCUACGGUAAAUGGAGAAUCUGUUGACUCUACCUCCAGUUCACAUUCUACAAACUGUCUCUCAAAAGCUAAGUCAACUCCAUCAGGCAAAAAUUACUUAGUCCAGAAGUCCUCCAAGGCUUUUAAGCUUCUCCCAGCCAAGAAAAUAUACUCUUGUAUUCCUGCUUCAUUCUCCUUGUACCCCUUAUCUCUUGCCAUGCAGCAGAGGCUUAUAGUCCAGUACCUGACUCCCCUGGGGGAGUACCAAGAGCUUCUUCCCACCGUUUUCGAGCUGAAAGCAUUAGAUCUGGUCAUACAUUACAUUGCAUUCAAGGGAACAGUCGACAUGCACCUUUCGUUUGAAGCUCUCAAGUAUCUGGCUUCCCUUCUUUGCCACAAGAAAUUUGCCACAGAGUUCGUUACGCACGGUGGUGUCCAGAGACUGUUAGAUGUUCCUCGACCAACGGUUGCUGCUACCGGUGUUUCGAUGUGUCUGUAUUACUUAGCGUACGAUGAGGACGCCAUGGAGAGGGUGUGUCUUCUUCCCUAUCCUGUUCUGAAUGACAUGGUAAAGUACGCGUUAUGGCUACUGGAGUGCUCACAUGAUUCUGGUCACUGUCACGCAACGCUCUUCUUCUCCCUCACGUUUGCUUUUCGUGCUGUUCUUGAACUGUUUGACCUUGGGGAUGGUCUAAGAAAGCUAAUCAACCUACUCAGCACGCUGCCAAUUCUACGAGUCGAAGAAGCAGAGAUAUUAAAUGAUGAUGAAGUAUUUGGCAGCCGUCAGACCGUCAAGCACACCUGCAUGGCUUUACGCAAAUAUUUUACGGCUCAUCUUCAUGUCAGAGCCGAUUCAGCAAGAAGGAUGCAUUCAAGGAACGUUGGUGGGACUCCUCCAGUGCCUGUACCAGCCUACAAGGCGGCAUCCCUGAGUCAAGAGAGCUUACUAGACAACGUAGACCUGAUGCUGGAACAUCCAUCUGCAGCUGUAGUAUGGUCACCAUUAGCAAUGAUGAACAGUCUACAAGGGUUUAACCUCAUGCUUCAAAUAGUCGCCCUUUCAUCUGAUUGGAGAGGAUACAGCUGUCGAGGCGACGUCACGCGACUGGCUCUUGAAACGCUUUUCGUUCUCACUGUUUACCCGAAAGCAAAACUUGCGUUGUGUGAACAGAUCACUUUACCGUCGGGAGAAGCUGAAAGUGGAAUGAGGCUUCUGUUAAAAGCAGCUGAGGGGGAACUUGUGUCAGACAUAGACAUCCAAAUAUGGGCUCUUCGUGUUAUCUGUAACUGUGUUUGUGGACCUAAGCCCAAGCAACUUCAUUUAGCUUUGCUGCUUCGUGGACGAGGAGUGCGACUACACCGGGGUCCAGAAGACAUUGUGACAAAAAUGUGGUCUUGUGUGCGAAACAACAACGGCAUUAAGGUUCUACUGAGCUUGCUCUUAGUCAAGACACCGCUGGUCAAUGCCGACUUGAUACGAGCCCUGGCAUGCAAAGCUUUGUGCGGGUUAUCGAGAAGCGACAAGAUUAAGCAAGUUAUUGGGAAACUUCAACUUUUUAAUAGUGGGCAGCUUCAAAUACUGAUGCUGGACCCUGUCCUUGAGGACAACAUGGCCGACCACAUGGUAUUUUGUAAAUAUGCAGCUGAGCUCCUUGAGAGAGUGACUGGUAAACCUCUUGGAAACACUACAUCAGCUGUGCCUUCUCUAUCAAGAAUCACUAAGGCUGAUGUGGUGGCCCAGACGCGAAUAACGUACCCAGCCAAAGAAUUACUUCAGCUAAUCUACAAUCAUCUUGUGUCUAAUGGUCUUCAUGAAACAGCCCAGCAGUUGCUAAAAGAAGCUCAUCUUCCUCAACUAAAACAACAGAUAAUAUCUCCCAUGACAAACCCUAAGAGGUUGAGCAGCAGCAGUAUAUCAACUACUUUAGGAUCAAUACUGAACUCUCCCUCUAAAACUCCUGCACCAUCACGCUAUCGAUUCGGGGCUCCUGGAACCCCCGCUGAAAAGAGAUUGUUGCCGAAUAUGUUGUCUCCUCCACAUCGUUCUCAGGCUCCUCCUACACUCGAUGCUAUUGUGACGCGGUUUCUCCGUGAGCAGCACGCGCAGUGCAGUAAUCCUGUCUCGGUUUGUCCGCCAUUUUCACUUUUAAGUUCGCACAAAUGUCCAGAAGCAAAGUUCAAACAUUUCGCUCCAACAAACAUCACCACAAGGCUUACCAGACGAGAGAUUUAUCCUCGUCACGGUGGGUUCAAUGGAGCAAGAAGCAGCAGAAAAUUCGUAUACAGUAGAUUUCGUCCCUUGCGAGGGAUACGAGACACCGAGGAAAAUAGCGUCUUUACAUGUGCAUCAUUCUUGCCUGAUGGAAAGACCAUUGCACUGGGAACUCGAAAUGGAGAGUUAAAGGUCUAUAAUUUCUAUACGGGAGAGGAAGAAGUAACCUAUUCAUGUAAUAAUGCAGCUAUUUCGAUGUGUCAGCCCAAUAAGAAUCAUGAUUGUAUCCUUACAUCCUCUCCUUUCGGAAUGCCUCCCUGCGCGCUCUGGAGCAUAGGAGAGAUAUUCGAAAUGAAGUUCUCUUUCCCGGAUGAUCAUUAUGUGCGGUUUAGUAACGUAUCUCAAGACAGGGUCAUUGGCACGGAUGCAGACACCGCGCACAUUUACGACGCAUCAACAGGCCAGCUCAUUUUUACACUAUCAGACUCAACUAGCGCCAAUCACUACUGGAAAAACGUGGCCUGCUUCAACCCGACAGACGACCUGGUGCUGAAUGAUGGAGUAUUAUGGGAUGUACGCGGCAAACGGGUUAUUCAUAAGUUUGAUAAGUUCAACAAUUAUGUCAGCGGUGUUUUUCAUCCAUCUGGUCUUGAAAUCAUCAUCAACUCCGAAGUCUGGGAUCUGCGAUCCUUUCAUCUGCUAAAUACGUGCACCUCUCUAGACCAGUGUCACGUGGUAUUCAACAACAGUGAUGAUGUCAUAUAUGGAAUCAAACAUGUUCCAGACACUGAAGAUAGUAUGAUGACUCAAAGAAUGCUUGGGCCUUUUGAGUCCUCGUUCCGCACAUUCGACGCCACCGAUUAUCAACCAAUAGCAACAAUCGAUGUCAAGAAAACAAUAUUUGAUUUGGCAACUGAUCCUAUGGACAGUCUCGUAGCAGUGAUUGAGAAUCAAACGAGUACCGAAGAAAGUAUAUGUCGUCUGUACGAGGUUGGGCGAUCAAGAAGGUUCGACACCGAAGACGAGGAUUCAGAAGACGAGGGCGAAGAAGAUCAAGAUGACGAAGACGACGAUGAUGAUGACGAUGAUGGCGACGAUGAUGACGACGACGAUGACGAUGACAUUCUAAUCUCAGAUCGAGACUAUGAAUCAGACGAAGAUGAUGACGUUAUGGUUUUCUAAGACAAAGCGAAAUGAUCCAUAAGUUGCCCCGCGCAGACCAAAGUAUUCUUUUAUUCUUGAUACAAAAUGAAAUCAUAACUCUAUGUUUUAUAAGUUCUGUACUUGAUAAGGUUUAGUACUGAGAUACGUGAACUGCGCCAUGUCAGUAAAUUACAAAUGCCGUGUA